UGUCUGUCUGUCUGUCUGUCUGUCUGUCUGUCUGUCUGUCUGUCUGUCUGUCUGUCUGUCUCUCUGUCUGUCUCUCUGUCUGUCUCUCUGUCUGUCUCUCUGUCUCUCUGUAAGACGUGUUUGAAGUAGCUCUGCAAAAAUUAUUUUAUUUUUUUCUUCAACACAACAAAGUGUACUUAAAUAGUUAAAGUUUUCAAAGUAAUAUGAACAGGUAUCUUGAUUACGACGAAGAAAAUGAUUUCUUCACCUGGGGUGGAACAGCGAAUGAUUUGAAAUGCUUUGUGAACUCGGUUCUGGAAAUUGACGAAGCAAACGAAGAUGGCGAACUCAAAGAAGACAAAAAACACAAUGCUGUUACGUACAAGUUAACGAAUUGCUCGAUAAGAUUUUAUUCCACAACGAAUAAACUGGUCUUAUUUGGCGCGAAUCAAGCCGUGUUGUUAGAAAAACUCGGCAAUAUUUACAGAGAAAAUAAAGAUUUUCAACCCCACCCUUCUUCCCCGACUACGCAAAAUAAUGGCGGCAACGUCGAAGGAAAUCACAUUGAUCAUGAAGUCAUUCAAUCCUCAGAUGUUAUUAAUGCAACGUCUCACAGUAACGAAGCUUCGCUACUUGUUCUUGGUUCUUCUGACGAGUCUGGAGAAGCAAACUUAAUUCCAACAAUUGAUAUCUGCAACGAAGUUAUGACUAUUAGUGAUACAAAAGACAAUUAUAGUGUGAUCCUAAAGGAACUGUCUUUAAUAAAAUCAGAAAUGCGUGAGAUCAAGGAAAAGUGUUUACAAAAUAACAUGAACAACGAGACACAGUCCUUUGACUCGCUUGAAAAAAGCAAUAGUGAUCUACUACACUGCCGCAUGGAAAACAGAGACUUAAAAACAAAAAUAAAAAUACAAGAUGAAUAUGUAAGACGACUUGAAGAGGAGAGAGCAAGUCUUGUGACAACAAUUAACUUGCUCAUGCGAGACCAAAGUGCUUCCGUUGCUGAAAAACUUCCAAGUAAUUGCGAAAUUCAACGCGUGAACAACGACGAAGAUAAAAACAAGAAAAAUAAGAAAAAGAAAAGCAACAAGGACAAACAAACCAUUCCUACUGCUGAUAAAGGAAAAGUCCAACAAGACAAAUCGCAGGACGACGAAAAUUCAAUCUCUACGGAAACCGGUGUUGGUCCUAACGACGAGAAUCGAACAAAUACAGUCAUAAUGGGCGACUCGAUUAUUUCCAAAUUGGCUGGAUGGAAAAUGUCUGACAAAUCGAACAGAACAACUAUUCGUUCAUUCCCCGGGUCUAGAGUUGAGGACAUGGCUGAUUACGUCAAACCAACACUCAAGUGGAAACCAGACAAUAUCAUUCUGCAUACUGGUACAAACAACCUGCGUACUGAUGAACCACUCGAUGUAGCCGAGAAAAUUGUAAAGAUCUGUGAACAGAUCGAACAACGAUCACCAAAAACUACAGUGGCUAUAUCGGAAUUAACUGCCCGGCACGAUUCCAUUGAACUUGAUCAAAAGCGGAGAGAGGUUAAUAAAAUCAUCCAUUCAUUCGCCAAAUCCCGAAACUGGAAAAUAAUUUCGCAUGAAAAUAUAGACUCGAACUGUCUAAACAAAAGGAAAUUACAUCUUAAUCCGCGUGGAACAAUCAGCUUAGCAAAAAAUUUUAAAAACUAUUUGUCUAAUUUAAAUAAUUGAGAUAGAGAUAGAAGCGAUGAUGUUUAUAUGGCUGACAAACUUGAUCUCCCACAGGUAAGAGGUUUUAAAAUGGUCUCAUUAAAUAUAGCCAGUUUACCAUUACACAUUGACGAAUUUCGAACAUGGCUUGACAACAAGAACAUAGACGUAAUAGCACUUAACGAAACAAGACUGGACAACACUUUGUCCACAAACCAACUUAAAAUAAACAACUAUGAACUUGUUAGAAAAGACCGAAAUCGCUAUGGGGGAGGAGUAUGUAUAUAUAUAAAAAGUCAUAUCAAUUAUAGAGUUCGACAUGAUUUAAUUAAUCCAGAUAUUGAAGCUAUAAUUAUCGAAAUUAUAAAACCAAACAGCAAACCAUUUGCGAUUGUUGCAUCGUAUAGGCCACCGGAAUUUUCUCCUGAGUUAUUCUUUGACCAAAUGACGACUAUAAUCAAACAGCUUGAGCACGAGUCAAAAGAUAUAUUUAUAUUCGGUGAUUUAAACUGUGACUUAUUAAGCGACAGGUCUCACAGGGCAACUUCGCUUUUAAAUUCAUUUGCGCAAAUUUAUCAGCUUCAGCAACUUAUUGACGAACCUACAAGAUGCAGUGCAAGCACCAGAACAUUAAUUGAUGUUGUUUACACAAAUUGUCCUAGUAAAGUGGCUGCAUCUGGUGUUAUACGCUUAGGAAUAAGUGACCAUGAUCUUGUUUAUGCCAUACGGAAAGUAGCUAUAAAGCCUAUGAUGAACAAACGUAUGCAUAAAGUGGUCAAUAUAAGAAAUAUGAAAAAUUUUAAUGUUGAUAGCUUUAUAAAUGACCUAAGUAAUCUUCCCUGGUCAAAUUUAGAUUGUCUUUUAAAUGUUAACGACCGGUGGGAUUUAUGGAAAAAUAUAUUCAUGACUGUAGUAGAUAAACAUGCGCCAUUCAAAAGCAAGCGAGUACGAAAUAAAAACAAUCCUUGGAUGACUCCUGAAAUAAAAACACUUUUGAUAAAUCGUGACAAACUAAAAAGAAAAGCGGUGAUUUCUAAUGAUACAGAUAAUUGGCUUCAAUUUAAACUUGCCCGAAAUAAGUGUAAUAAUAUGCUGAAAGAAGCAAAAAGAGAUUACUAUCACCGGUUGAUUGCAGUCAACAAAGGAAAUACCAAAGAAAUUUGGAAUACAAUAAAUGAGCUAAUGUCCCGAAGCUCGAAAUCUCAAAAUAUUUCUUCUCUUUUAAUAAACAAAAAAGUAGUCACAAACAAUACUGAAAUAGCUGAAUGUUUAAACCAAUAUUUUGCUGAAAUAGGG
Paramuricea clavata is the source of this 2960-nucleotide messenger RNA. The record is from the annotation of a GenBank genome assembly. NCBI's taxonomy places the organism in Eukaryota, Metazoa, Cnidaria, Anthozoa, Malacalcyonacea, Plexauridae.